Messenger RNA from Osmerus eperlanus (European smelt), 543 nucleotides. Its product is annotated as interferon alpha-inducible protein 27-like protein 2A. Gene Ontology annotation, cellular component: membrane; mitochondrion. The transcript has 5 exons. NCBI's taxonomy places the organism in Eukaryota, Metazoa, Chordata, Actinopteri, Osmeriformes, Osmeridae. Gene Ontology annotation, biological process: apoptotic signaling pathway. The record is from RefSeq and is a predicted model, not a curated record. Bases 147 to 449 code for a protein of 100 amino acids.
UCUCACUGUCACAAGUUGGUUAGGCUCGGUGCUACGCUUGGGUCAAAUAUCUUAUAUUGAUUCUUCUUCUAUACUCUGUGCUUGGGUGAAACGAGAAGAGGUUUAAAUAAUCAUAUAUUUAUCAACUUAUCUCGCACAUAAAGAAAAUGGUAGCAGGACACGUGAUUGCAAUUACAGUUGGAGCAGGGGCAGCAGUACUCAUGGGCCCUGUGGCCCUGGGAAUGUUUGGCUUCACUGCUGGUGGGAUUGCCGCUGGGUCCACAGCUGCAUCCUUGAUGUCUACUGCAGCUGUAGCCAAUGGAGGUGGGGUAGCAGCAGGUGGCCUGGUGGCUUGUCUGCAGUCGGCAGCUGCUGCAGGGCUGUCUGGCACAGCAACAGUAGCACUGGGCAGUCUGGGGGCUGCAACUGGAGAAGGAGUGAGAUGGCUCUCCUCAAAGAUCUGGAAGUGAUCCCUUCACAUCAUGUAUUUAUGAAGCAAUUAUGGUUGCAAUGUCAAUGCUCUUAAAUGUCAUGAAUGAUAUCAAUAAAGGAAGGAAGUAGAAA